This is a messenger RNA of Cynara cardunculus var. scolymus (artichoke), 3861 nucleotides long. RefSeq names its product protein SHORTAGE IN CHIASMATA 1. Gene Ontology annotation, biological process: resolution of meiotic recombination intermediates; reciprocal meiotic recombination. Bases 1 to 3861 code for a protein of 1286 amino acids. Lineage: Eukaryota; Viridiplantae; Streptophyta; Magnoliopsida; Asterales; Asteraceae. The record is from RefSeq and is a predicted model, not a curated record. The transcript is spliced from 9 exons.
AUGAGAACUCGCUUCUCCGCCGACUUCUUCAGCUCCUCCGCCUCAUCGCAAUCUUUGCAAACCCUAGAUUUUCUCCGAUUUCCACCUCCUCAGCUCUCUUCCCCUGAUCUUUUCAACUUUGACAACCUCUCGUGUUUCGAUCAAGUCACUUCUCUCUACAUCUCUCCUCAAAUCGAGAGGUUUUCCGUUAGUGAAGCUCUCAGUAAGUUCUUCUCCGACGUUCUUCCUCAAGAUAUAAAUGCCGAGAUUGAUCAGCAAAUAGCGAGGGAAGUAACGUCAGAGAAGCAAAUAGAUGACAAUUCAGAUGGUGCUGCUAACAACAAUUUUACAGUAGUUAAAUUUGAAAGUCCAGAACUUUGUAUAUCUUUGGAAGAUUCUUGCCUUUUGCAUGAAGAGACGAUGCAAUUUUUCUUUGAAGUAGCAGAUGCAGAAGUUUGUCCGGAGCUGCUUGAUUUUUCACUUGAGGUGCAGCAACUGAUGGAUACUCAUAAAUCAAUUUUCUCUGUAGAAGAUUUUUGUUUAGAGUUCCAGGAAGAGCAUGAGUCCGAUGUCUUCGAAAAUGGCAGUUUGGUUCAGGGCCAAAUAUCUUCCAAGCUUAGAACAUAUCCUCUCUUGGAAGUAGACGAGACAAGUCUGGGAAUUAGCAGCUAUAUAUCUAAGGACAAACAUUUAAUAUUUGAAAGCAAUGAACCCCAAAAGUGGAUGCAAAAAGAUGAAUCAACAUGCGAUGCCAAGGAGCUUUUGCUUUCCAUGGAAUUCGACAUAUGGGAACAUUUCUUAAAUCACUCUCUGGUUCCAUAUCUUAAAUUUGAAAUACCAUGCGGAAACUUUGCUCCCGAGUUAGUGGAUGGGUUUUCCUCUCUGACAUUGAGCCCAUUUGCAUUCGAGCAAUUGCAAUUUUUUGAUACAAAGACCUCACAUUGUUCAGAAAUGUUCUUUGACACUGAAAUUAUAAGUGAUGUAGAAUAUUGUGAACAGAUGUUUGGUGACACAACCUUAAGCACUUUUAACAGCUUGAUUGUCACACAUGAACUUAUUCUGAGAGACGACUCUUUCAAAUCACUGCCUGUUCCUAUUAUUUCUGAUCAAGAAAAGAUACUGUCAAUACAAGUGUUUGUUGAUGAAAUGCUUCAGAAGUUGAAGAUGCAAGCUUCCUCUGCUUCAGAUGGAAUAUACUUGGACUGGCAUCUGUUAGAGGAAGACAUUUAUACUCGUAAUAGAUCAUCUUUCAAAAUGUUUGAGGAUAUAGACACUUACUGUAUUGAGGUAGAUAUGGACUCGUGUAAUAGUCGAAUGCUGACUUUGGAGUUUGUUUUAUCUGAUGCAUGCUCAGAUGAGAAAAACACAGAAGAGAACACUGAGGUGCUGAACAUACAAAUGAAUUCACCUUCUAGUGGAAAUUCAAUGGAUCAUGUGUGUCAUGAUGGAAUUACUUCAAGUAAGUUGAAUGACAUCUGCCAGAAGAUGGAAAGUGGAGAAGAUUUACUUGACAAUAAGGUUAACAAGGCUCAUCAGCUUGUUGAAUCAACAUCACAGUUCAAUGAUCUUGACUUUUUAUUAAACCCUUUAGAGGUUACUUGUUUGAAAAAGCAAAGACCUGCUGAUAAGAGACUUGAAAUGGAUUAUGCUCUUCCCAUGAUUUCAGCCAAGGGCCCAAUCGAGACGCAUGAUACCUGCGAAAAGCAGUGGCAGAGCUUGGAGAAUGAGUUGCAUUCAAGAGAAGAUCUGCAUUCUACUUCACCACUAAGCAAGAGAAGCAAGAACUCAGAAGGACUGCUAUGUUCUACACCUGUUGCGGAAAAGAACACCAUGGGAUCUAUGAAAGCCACAUAUGAAGUUAUGACUAGCUCCCUCCAUCUACAUGUACCACAACAGCCCUCAGCAUUGGAUUCAAAGAAAAUGAGCACAAACAUGCCUUCAUUACCUGAUGCGGUUAUAGUGGUGAACACCCAAAAUGUUGAUACAGAAAUGAUAGUUUCCAGGAGAAGCACAUACCAAAGAAUACUUGCAAUGGAGAAGGAAGGUUUACAGGUUGUUGAAAGGGAUUUAAAUCUGCCAGUUGAUGUUAUAGUUAGUGCUGCCGUUUGCUUAGUGUUGUAUGACAGCAAAAACAUUAGAAGGAAGACUUCUUUAGAUGGCGUUUCUGCAUUCUUAUCUUCAUGUGUUGAAAAUAUUGCGGCAAACGUUUUGACAUCACUUAGUUUUGCCUUCAGUAGUUGCAUUCUGAUAUUUGAAGGAGAAGUUGGUUUCCUUGCUAGUAUAAUGGAGUCAUCAGAUGGAUUAUAUGCUGCUGCAUCAAGCCUAGGAAUUGACUUGCAGCUCUUUUGUUCAUAUUCAUCUGAGAUAACUGAUGAGAUAAUAUUGAAAUGUAUCGCACAUGCUGCAAAGUCAACUAGAGGCCUAUAUCCCAAGAUGCCCGAGUCUGAAACUCUAGCUGAAUCGUUUCUAACCAAAUUUCCUUCAAUUAAUCCACUCUCGGCACAUGCAAUUUUGUCUUCAGUUGGAACACUCGUUGAGUUUCUUGAAAUGUCUCAUCAGCAAAGGGUUUGUGCCGUCCAAAAGUACCUCGUUCCUGAUGCAAGUACCACAUUGUUUAGUGCUUUAUGCAGAUAUGGUGAGCGAGAAGAUUCUAGAUCAGGAAUGACAGAUUGCUGCUCUUCAGUGUCAGAAGGUCAUGACUCCGGCAAUUGUUGUCCUAAGAGUGACCAUGAGAAAAAGAAAAGAAAGUAUGUCAGUAGUCCUGAGGCAAGGGCGAUGUCCAUGGAUUAUUUAUUUCAAGUUGAGCAAAAUAAUGAUGUCACAUGUGAUCCUCCCAAAACUGCAAAUUCACAUAGUUAUUGGAAUUUGGAAGCUGAAGAAAUAUCUGAUGAUAUUGUGAAGUCUAAUACAGCUUUUGAUGAGAUUUAUUUUGGUGAAAACCAAAGAUCUGCUCUGGGUAUUAUGCUGAAUCCUUCUAGUUUGGCUAAGCCAUGUAAUAUUCGAAUGUCAGAAGCACCUGAGGUCUCAGGUGAAAUAAAUUUACCCGACAUGACAGUGAUUGAGACAUCAUUUGGUCAAAGCAAGAAAGUGCAUAUGCCCACGGUGAACAAGUUAGGUAGUCACACUGAUAAUAACUCUAAAGGUCUGCACGAAGGGUUUAAAGGGGAAGUUAUUGACAUUGAUGAUGAUGCUAUGGCAGGUGAGUGGUGCAGUCUUCCUAGUUUUCCCUCGGCUGCUGACAUCAACUCAGACUUAGAUUUCUGGAUUGAUACCAAACAUAAUGGACAGAGUUCGAGAGAAGAAAUUACACUGAAUUCGCAUGCAGAUCUAAUGAACAAUGGCAUACCUCUAGAGCAGCUGCAGAUAUCCUCAGAGGAGUGUUUACUAGUGAACUCUCCAGUGGAUUCCUGCAGACCAUCUUUUAAAGGAAAGGAUCCACAUUAUGGUAGGACACCACUGUCAAAAGCCAUUUUCUCUGCUCAACCACAGAAAGGUUCACCUUGGACUAUAGAUUUUCUUAACAGAAUUAAGGAAAAGAGCAGGCUGCGUCAGCAAUCUGUUCCAUGCAUAUCAUCUGCCCCUUGUUUUGGCUAUUCAGGGAAUUCAUCAAAGUUUAGAAAGAGAAAAAGCCCAUCUAUACUCGACUUCUACAGGUACCAAAGGAGCAGCACCGUGCAAAGCAUGGAGCACAAAGGGCAAAAGGUUCCUAUACAACCAUCAAAUUCAUCAAAAUCUGUAAACACAUCACCUUCCUCAUCACAGACAUGGACUCCAAUUGAUAAGAGAGCAAAAAGGAGGCUAACUUUUGCCACCAAUGGAAGCAAGGGCCAAAGCAAGCUAAUCUGGAGUGAUAAGACUAAUCAAACUCAGAAAAGAAGAUAG